Ostrinia furnacalis (Asian corn borer) is the source of this 3054-nucleotide messenger RNA. Its product is annotated as sorting nexin-13. Gene Ontology annotation, molecular function: phosphatidylinositol binding. Gene Ontology annotation, cellular component: early endosome. The transcript has 22 exons. NCBI's taxonomy places the organism in Eukaryota, Metazoa, Arthropoda, Insecta, Lepidoptera, Crambidae. The record is from RefSeq and is a predicted model, not a curated record. Bases 94 to 3054 code for a protein of 986 amino acids.
UUUCACUUUAUUUUUUGUUUGAUUUUCACGCAAAUUACAGAAUUAUUGUUAAAAUUAUUUUUAAUUUAUGACUUCAUUUCACGAGAAAAUAUUAUGACGAUCAUGGUGCGGAGAAUAGUGGGCUGGUUUGGACUAAUUUCCAUAAUAUUGACGGGUUUGCUAGGUGUUGGAUGGUAUUUAACAAUUCUUACUUUUAUUGUUACGUUUCUGAUAGGCGUGGUUACAAUUUUAUAUCUCAAUUAUGAUAGUAAAAAAAUAUUUACUGUGGAUUUAGACAAUUUGGACGACCCAUUGCAACAGACAAAUUUUUCGAUCCGACUACCAAAAGUUUUAGAAUUAUUUCAGUCAAACGAUUCAUUACCUAAGUUUGAUAAUAGAAUCACAGGCAGUGAGACGGUCGACUCUUUUAUAAAUGAAAUAAUAAAUAUAAUUGUUAGUGAUUACGUCACGCCAUGGUACGAAAUAUUGACCAAUGAUGAGGAGUUCACCAAUUAUUCUAUUAAACGAUUGGUUUUGGCUACAGGAGUCAAUGUCUCCAACAGGGUCAAAAGUGUGGACUGGAUCUACCUCCUCGCAAAUAAGUUCCCAGAGGAGCUGACGAUGCAUCUCAAGCUGUUCAAACAGUCCAAAGUUAGGCUCAAACACAUACAGCUGUUGAGUGCUAAAGAAGCCAAAGAUAUGACUAACGGUAGUUCUAAACCAAGUCCCAAAAAGCAAGAGGACAAGAAAAUGCAUAGGAGGAAUAAGAGUGAAACGGACUUGUCGUGGCCUCCUGAUUCACAAACUUUUGGAAAGUCAAAAUUUUACGGUAGUAACGAAAGUUUAAAUGGUAAAACGCUGACAGAUCUUUUUUUCGAUCUGGAAUGCUCUAUAGAGAACAGGCAAAUCUGUAGAGAUACGUUUUGUAUUGACACAGAACGCGAAUAUGCGUUGCUCUGCGAAGUGUCAGAGGCCAUCCUCUACUUGGUGGCACCCGAAGAAGCGUGGAAAUGUCACGCUCUAAAGAUAAUAUUAAUCGAGCUGCUGUCCGCUGUGGUAUUGAGGCCACUGAUCAAUCUACUGAGUGACCCGGACAAUAUAAACAGGACCAUUAUACGAACUUGCUGUCGGGACUCCAGUCUGCCUUCCGAGGUAUUCCUACUAGUUAUAAGAUGCUGCGGGGACGCCGAAGAGUUGGACGCCACAUUGGAGCUAGUCCAGAAGGAUAUACAGAAACUACAUUCAAGAGACAGUGUAGGCGAAUGGGAGUUUCAAGACCGCCAAAAGCUAUCGUCAUUACAGUACCUCACAAGAAUCAUACAAGCCAGGAGAGCAACUUUGGGACCUCAGGAAGGUGCUACAAGUACUGGGAGCACAGAAAAAGUGUCGGAAGAAGUUUCGAGAACACUAAAGUUUUUGAGAGCGACUACAGCGUGGAGAUCAAAUGCGCAAUACUUACUUGAAAUAGAACUGAACGAAGCUGACGCAACUCACACAUCAAAAGCGGUCAUAGACAACCUCAGGUCGUCGGCCCUCGAGCUCUGUGAUCUAUACCUGUCUCCAAACAGACCCCCAGUCAUAGGAAUACCUGAGAACUGUUAUUCGGAACUGGUGAGGAAGAUCAACACAGAUGGGGAAGAAUUCACAAAUAGCCCAGUGUUGUGUUUUGAUGACGUGCAAAAAUGUGUCUGCGAUGCUUUGGAGGAUGAUCCAUCUUGGCAAGCUGAUUUUAUGAUGGACGCUGAUGAAAACCAAGAAAAGAUGAGCUAUGAGACUAAAAAAGAAGAGAAAAAUGAUAAGAAAUAUACUGGCGAAAUGUUGCCCGUACCUGGAUCGAGGCAUAACCGAUCACGAUCAGACAUUGUGGGUAGUUUUGCUCAGAAGAUGAUCAAUGAGAGUGCAGGCCCAUCUAACAUGGCGUCGGCUAACGCGAGCAAUCUGUCGCUGUCACAUUCCGAAAUUAGUCAAAAUGCUAAAAAUCUGAUGUCUCCAUUAUCAGCGUGUAUCAUUGAAACAGCUCUCGUCCAAGACAAGGGUCGUGCAUUUGGGAUAUACGCUAUAGCAGUGACUAGAUUGUCUGACAACGAGCUCUGGCAUAUCUACAGGAGAUACAGUGACUUCCACGAUUUGCAUUCGUCGAUCAAAGACAAGUGGCCAGAACUCGGCAACCUUCCGUUCCCAGGCAAGAAAACGUUCCAGAACACUUCCCGAUCAGUCCUGGAGAGCCGUAAGCGAAUGCUCAACAACUACUUGCAAACGCUCGCGAACCUUGCUCGCGAGACGCGGUAUAUGGCGCUGCUGUCGCAAGACUACUUAGGCGGUUUCUUGAGUCAGGAGAUACAGACUGAGAAACAUAUUAAUGCGCUCGAUGUACUGUUUGUGAACCCAUUAAAAGCUGGAAUGAGGACGCUGAAAAACAUGCCCGAUCAGUUUGCGAACACUGUUGAUGGAGUUAUGGACGGUAUCUCAAAAGUGUUUCAAGGCAAGAGUGAGAAUUCCUACGAUGGUUUGAGAAGCGGCAACUCUUCGGAUGGCCAAGACGAUGGCGACGAAAGUAUGGCCCUUAAGUUACUUGAAGAAGUGCUCGGCAUCAGAGGCCUAUGGCUUCGACGUCGGUUACUCGCGCCCUUACGAACGCUUAUAGCAGACAGAGUCAAUAAAAAAGUGUUCGAGCUCGUAACGGAUGUCACGUCCCCAAGAAAUGUAGUCCAGUAUUUAAAGUCAUUCAAGCAAUGGCUGACCUUUCGUCACAAUGCAAGUUAUAGUAAUCGUGAUACAGCCACGAAGGCUAGAACGAGAGUUGCCGCGAAAGUGGCUCUGCUUGCCGCUUGUUCAGACGACUUACGUCACAUAGUGGGUUCGGACACGGCGCGGCGCGGCUUGCUGACGGUGUUCGAUCUAUUCCAAAACCAAGAGAUCAACAGGCGACUUAUAUUCGUUUUACUUGAAGGUAACCAAACAUUUUAUCAUUAUCAUCAGUUCAUUUACCCUGAGUUGCACCAUCUUAACUAUAACAAACGUCAAAAGUCUCUCAACUCAGCCUGUCUCCACUAUAGAAAAGGAAGGAAGAUUUGA